AUGCCCACUUCCGCUAUAGACGACCUUGUUCACAAUAUACUCGCUGAAGUCGCCUCCACAAUUAUGAGCAUACCCGCAUCGCCUACGCUUGUCAAUGGAGUACCCUCUCGAGCACAGACACCCUUUAUCCGCACCUCAUCGCCCUCACCUUCUAUCGAACUUAGUCACGCAUUGGACGAACAAGAAUUUGCCACACGUCUGGUCUCGGCUAUCCGUGUUCCUGUCGACUUCACAGAUAUCCUUGUCGCCUUACGAAAUCGCCCACAAGAUCGACAAGCGGUGGUUUCCAUGCAACAAGCAUUAGAAAUGGUCGAGUGGAUGCAGACGGCCAGACAAGAGCUCAUUGCUGCAGAAGAAAGGACGAGUAGAGCCCGAACCAGAGUCGACCAAGUCUGGUCGUUGAUGCGCAGUAUGGUCACUCGUACAGCACAGGAGAUUUGGAGGGAGCAUGGGGAUGAGGACAUCGGACACAUCCUUGGAUACACCACUAAUGGAAUACCCGCAUCCACUCCUCGCUCGUCGCCAGAACCAAUUCCCGUUUGA
Messenger RNA from Sparassis crispa, 543 nucleotides. RefSeq lists its product as hypothetical. Lineage: Eukaryota; Fungi; Basidiomycota; Agaricomycetes; Polyporales; Sparassidaceae. The transcript has a single exon. The coding region runs from base 1 to 543 and encodes 180 amino acids. The record is from RefSeq and is a predicted model, not a curated record.